AUGUCCAUCCUGAGCACACUCGGCCUGGAUGCCGGAGCGGGCAGCUCCCCAUAUGCCCAAUAUAUCCUUCCCAUUGCCAUAACAGGACUCAUCCUGGUCAAUUUGAAGGGGGUCCCCGGGUUCUGGCAUGUGCGAUUAUUCAAAGGCCUCUUCACACAAUAUGUCGCAGGCGACCACAAGCCAAAGAAUGACGGACCUAAUGGCCGGCUAUUGACCGUCUCAGAAGAUGCACCUCGUCUCUUCUCCUACCUGGUCACCACCCAUCGCAACUCCCCGAUAGAAUGCGACUAUAACAUGCACAAGUCCAACAGCACUUUCUUCUCCGACUUGGAUAUCAACAGAUCUCAGCUCCUUCUGAGGAUAUUUGGAGGCUUUCCACGUUGGGAGUCGACUGCCGCGGAAACACAAGUUGAACAGAAGAAGAAGAAGAAGCAGGGAGAAAGAUCACUGAAUAUUGCACUAGGUGGCGUGUCUUGCGUCUUCAAACGAGAGAUUAAGCCCUUGCAGCAGUACGAGAUCUGGUCUCGCGUUCUUGCCUGGGAUGAGAAAUGGCUAUACGUUGUGAGCUACUUCGUGAAAGCCGGAACUGGCAAGGCCGUGAUGAGGUCCUUGCACGGGGAUCAGAAGUCAGCAGGGUUCGACCCGAACAAAGUCAUUCUUGCUUCUUCACUUAGCAGAUAUGUGUUCAAGGAUGGACGUAUCACCGUACAGCCGCAGGAUGUCCUGAUACAUAACGGCCUUCAUCCUGCUCCAGGGUCAGGUUCGGAGAAGGAGGGGAAAGGAGCAAGUGAAAAGUCGACCCAAGAAGCGUUGAACGUAUUCGCCAGCCAGAAAGAGCGAGGACUGGAGGUGGCCCGAUUCUUCCAUGGGCUGGACACACUGCCUGCGCAGUUCGGAGAAUCAACCUCGAUCUUCGGUUGCUAUGGAGACCUUUAA
Molecule: messenger RNA, 936 nt
Organism: Aspergillus clavatus NRRL 1
Lineage: Eukaryota; Fungi; Ascomycota; Eurotiomycetes; Eurotiales; Aspergillaceae
Product: acyl-CoA thioesterase
Exons: 2
Coding region: 1-936 (311 amino acids)
Source: RefSeq, a predicted model, not a curated record